This is a messenger RNA of Drosophila mojavensis, 6373 nucleotides long. It is a transcript of the gene Nup205, whose product is annotated as nuclear pore complex protein Nup205. Gene Ontology annotation, cellular component: nuclear pore inner ring; nuclear pore. Gene Ontology annotation, molecular function: structural constituent of nuclear pore. NCBI's taxonomy places the organism in Eukaryota, Metazoa, Arthropoda, Insecta, Diptera, Drosophilidae. Gene Ontology annotation, biological process: nuclear pore organization. The record is from RefSeq and is a predicted model, not a curated record. The coding region runs from base 273 to 6311 and encodes 2012 amino acids. The transcript is spliced from 12 exons.
CGUAUUGAUAUAAUUGUUAAUGUAACAUAUAGAAUAUCAAUAUGUACAAAGUUGUUGCUUUCACUCUGCCCAAUUCCCAUUAAUAAAAUCAGCUGAGCGGCGCGUUUUGCUCAUCUUAUAUCCAGAUUUUUCGCCAGCCACAAUUAUCGUUAUCGCCAAUCGAAAUUGUUAGUUUCGCAAGCCGGCAACAGGAAGACAUUUGCCGCGUUUUAUGCUUAAACUUAAGUUUUAGUUUAUUGUGAGUAGAUAGGCAAGCGAAGCACUAACGCAAAAUGGAUAAUGGACCUGUGCUUGAGGACAUGUGGACGCCGUACAAGCGUCUGUAUGAUAUAUGCCAAAUGGCCAUACGAAACCCGACUGAGGUCACCGGCGAUUUUGAGCUCAGUCUCAAAAAGUACAAACAGAACUUUACAAACUUCCUACGCAAUCCGCCGAAGAGCGAGAAGAGCCGCACACAUUUGCGCAACGCCAUGCUGGAGGGCGUCAUGCUAGCGGGACAAACGCGCAAAGUCGAACUCUCUCAGGAAAUCAUUGAUGAAGCAAUUAUAAUUUCGGAUAUGUUCGAUCUAGAUGAGAUCUUCGCAUUGGAAUUGCUCUGCACCGCCCAGCGCCAGCAAGUGCAUCAUCCGGGCUUGCCGCGCGGCCUUGUUGCCGUAUUGCUCUACUAUGAUGGCCGCAAAGCAAUUACCUGCACGCUGCGCGACAUGUUCCAGGCAAUCAGCGGCGUCUCCUGGAGCACCGAGCUGCCCAGAGAGAUGACCACCUUGAUCAACAACUAUUGCCAGAAUCUCGUCGAAGAUUCCAAUAUACUGGGACGUCUGCUGGAGCUGCUCAUUGAAAUGGAUAUUGAAAAGGAGAUCAAUUUGCUGACCAAGAAUCGCGCCUUCGGCUCGAAGAGACACCAGAAUCAGGUGCUUGCCCUCUAUCAGGAUAUACGCAGAGCCCUGGCCAUGGCUCUCUUCAAUUGGUCCGCUCAACGUGGCCUGCCCAAAAACAUUGCCAUACGUCUGCUGCAACAUUUGGCCAGUACAAAGUCCGCCGAUCCCGAUGGCAACUUGGAGGAUGUGACACUAAUAAUGCUAAUGGCCCUGAUGUAUGCCUAUGAUACGUCCGUAUUGCUGAUAACCGAGUGCAAUAGUCCGCAUACGGCAAAGCUGCCCAUUUUAAGCGAUCCGGACUAUGCCAAGUGUUUCAUUGAUGCAAUCUAUGCCCAGAGCACCUGGCAGACACAAUACUUUGCUGUCCUAAUCAAAUAUAGCUUUGGCCUAACAUUGGCCAGCCUGCGCCAGGCGCCGACCGAAUAUCAGAGCAUUGUGGGCGCCCUGAUCAAUCGCGAUGAGCAGCUGAUUGAUGAGGCCCUCGCGGCGAAUGUCUUCACAUACAUCUAUCAUCAUCUGCUUAACAAGGAUGUGGUCUAUAGCACCGAAUUCAUUUAUCGUCGCCUGCAUCUGCUCAUCACGGACUUCAUAGACUUCAUGCACGCCAAGGUCUCGGAGCUGCGUGGACGCGCCGAUGAGACGGCGCGCACCGUGAUUAGUUUCCAAAACGAAGGCCUCGAACCGCCGCCCAAUUUGGACUGCAGCUUUGAGCUGCUGAUGCUGUGCGUGGCCCGGCUCUAUGGGGAUAAGCGUGUCACGAUUAUCCUAUGCAACGAGUAUUGGGGUCCCACCGACGUCUCCACACCGAAUUCCGGCAACUACGUACAGAAUACCUCACGUGCUGUCUCCCUGUUCAAGUUCAUACGCCUGGCCAGCGAGCUGCUGCCCCAAACGCUCUUCAGAUCGUACCUGAAGAUGAUAGCUGGCCUGACCCGCACCGAAUUUGCGGCACGCUGCGCUUUCAAUCUGCUCAAGAACUCGCAGAAUCUAUCGUCCACCUAUGCCGUUAGCUGGGAUCACUUCUUCUAUGCGCUCAACAAUUAUUUCAACAAUAUGCGCACAGACUAUGAUACCGUAUCACCCGAUAGUGGUUCGAUUUAUCGCAGUGGCAUACCACGAAAUAUGACGCCACGCGAGGCGGAGCACAUGGCCGCCGUGAUGGGCGUUAUGCAGGCCGUUGCGGAUAAGGAUGAGAUCUCGCGCAUAAUGCUCUGCGACAAUGCCAAUUGGCAGACGCCGCAGGUGCUGCUCGGUCUGGUGGCGUGUGCCACGCCCGUUAAUCUCAAGGGUGAAAUACUGUUCACGCUUGCUGCCUUGGCGCGCUCCAAGGAGACGGCACGCAACAUUUGGUUUCACCUGGAGGAGUCACAAAUUAUACCCACAUUACCGACGGUGACCUCGACCUAUCCGGUGUUCAGCUUGGCGGAGGAGAUCAAUCAGAACGAGAGUCGCCUGGAGGAAUACAAAUUGAGCCGUGGCGUACUCCAGCUGCUCUACAAUCUGAUGACCACCAAUAUGCCAAAGAGCUUGGGCUGCGGUCCACGCCAGCCCGGCUAUGAUCCAUAUUUGAAAUUUGUCAUCGACUCGAUACUGCUGAAGUUCUACAAUCGUGCCUACAAGGAUGUCACCGAGAAGUGGGCCGUGGGCGCCAGCUGCCUGAAAUUGCUAUAUUUCCUGCUCGCCAGCUAUCGGCCGAAGGCAUCCGAUUUCUUUGAGGAACGCGACGAGCAUCCAUAUCCCGGCUAUCACGUAAUGCUGCAGCUGCACGUCAAGUCGGAUGUGCUGCGUCUGAUCCUACUGAUCGUUGAGGAGGCACGCGAACGCCUCGACGACUUCAAUCAGUUCAAUGGCAAGGAUCUGCUCGAGGAUUGCGCCCUCUACGCGCUGCUGAUGCUCGAGUGUGCGCUGUCGAAGCAGAAUGCCUUCUUCGAGGCGCACGCCACAUCGAAUAGCUCGAUUUUGUUGCUGGGCCUCAAUCGCAUGCUGCUCGAUCUGAAUCCGCGCACUCGCAAUCCCGACUACGUCCUCAAUAUCAUCAAGUUCGUCAGCUUCAACAGUUGGCUGCCGCGCCACACCCUGGCCGCAAUCAAGAUCCUCAGUGCCGUCAGCCUGCUGCCCGACGUGACUACCCAGAUCCUGAACAUGUAUGCGCAUGGCACCAAUGAGAAGCUAGAGAUACGCCAGCGAUUUGUCGAAUGCCUCGAGAUGCAUCGCAUCCAGCAGACUUACGAUGAUGAGCAAGAGCAAUUCAAGACCAACGAUCCCUAUAAAUAUGCAAACAAUGCGAGUCUAAAUGACAGCGAAUUGCAGGUGGAUCUGGAUGCGCUCGAUAUAAGGAAGCCGGCGCGCAUCGAACUGCAGAUUAAGGAGGCGAUCAUCCAUCUAUUCGAGGUCAAUCUCAGCCAGCCAAUGCCCAAUUUCAUAUACUUUCUGCUUGGCAUCGAAGUCCUACGCGACUUCCCGGGCAAUGAGAAUCAGCAGCAACUGGGCCUGGACGUGAAUUGCUCAUGCAUCAAUUCAAUGGUGCUGCUGCUGGAGCGUCAUCUAGAGCAACAGCGACAGAGCGACGAGUAUUGCGAGCAUACGGCUCACAUUGUGGAACGCAUUUAUCAUCUAUUCCAUGGCCUGUGCGCCAACCGCCGUACAUCGGAGCCAAUUCUACGCUACUUCCGUCUGACCUGCAAUGACUUUCUGCUGCGCCAUCUGACUGCGAUGCCCUUCCGUCAUUUCAACGAGGACAAUGUGCUGCACGCCAUGAGCCACAUCAUGAAUUGCGUCUCCAUCGAGAUGAAGCUGGCCGCCACCUACGGCCAGACGACACGCUAUGCUCUGUUGUCCGACAUACUGCUGGCUGUCAAUUCAGAGACGCAGCGCAAUGGGCACAACAUGCCCGUGGAGAUUGGCAACAAUUUGUUGACGCCGCCGGUGCCCAAUCACUUCAGUGAUAUUCUGCCCAGUCGUGUGAUGUUGCACACGUCAUCGUUGGGUCUGCACGCGAACCGUUUGUUCGACUGCCUCAAGCUGGAGACACAAACGCUGGUCCAGCCCAAGCUGGAGUUCUUCGAUGAACGCCUGCUGGGCAACUUGCUCACCGAUUGCGAGGCGGGCAGGGGCAGCAGCGCAAAUGCGGCCGGCAUGAUCAAUAUACACAAGCUGCACGACAUUCUGCACGACGAACUGCGUCACGUGCAGAGCACCAUUGCGAGCGGUCAGCGCAAGGCGAUCAUUGAGGAGAUCACCGUCAUCCUUCAAUACGCUAUCAAAUUGAAUGGCGUGCGCAUGCAGAGAUUCGCCACCUACAGCUAUAUGAGUGGCUGGUGCAAUCUAAUCCAAGUGCUCUUCAGCCUGAUGCCCAACACGGUGCUGCCGAUAAGUCUGCGGAAGCAGCACAUCAUCGACAUCAUUGAGAAGAUAAUGCUGAAGGUAGAGCCGCAACAGCCGCUGAUCAAGAUCUCUGUGCAGGUGACCGAUACGAUUUUGUUGCUGUCGGCUAACCUGAGGCAUUGCUACCAUCAGCUGGAGGAUCAACGCACCAUAGACGAGCAUGGCAAUGUUGUCAAUCUGACGGACGUCUCUGCUGCUGUCGAUGCCAACGGCAAUGGCAACAACAACCAGAGCGUCGGCAACAACAAUCUAACGCUAUGCCACGUCCAGGGCAAUCUGCUAAGCAGCAACAGCUGCAGCAACAGCAACCUGCGUUUCAUACUGAAGCGCCUCAUCGACUGGAUCAUGACCUGUGAGGUGAAGUCGCAAAAGCUGAGCAUCAACCUCUAUGCCACGCUGCUCAACUGUCUGCGCAUUGUGAAGCGCGUGCGCAGCGAGGCGCAAGUGGAAUACGAUGAAACGUUUUUGGACUGCAAGGAGAACCCCGAUAACUUGGAGGACGAUGAGCCCUAUCGGAAGGAAUUGGCAGCUGAGAUCAUAAGCAGCAUGGGCGAAAAACUGAUCGAUACGAUAUGCCAUGAUGCCAUUACGGGUCAUGAUGUUUGCAGUAUGCUGGCCUUAUCCUGCCUGGAUCUGAUAUCGGAGCUGCGCGCUUUUAGCACGCUGAGCGAAACAAUUGCCAGACGCGGCUAUUUGAAGCACUUGCUCAGCAGCCUGGCCAAGUCGGACGAGAGUCUGCAUGAUGUGUUGAAACCCGAGCCAGACAACAUGCGGCCUCUGUUCGUCUACGAGUCGUGCAUGGCAUUCCUAACCCAAACGGCCGAAACAUAUUUGGGCGCCACCCUGCUGCUGAACGAUGGAGCCUUGGGCGUGCUGGCCAAUAUGACCGUCUUUGAUAUGCAGCCGGAUCUUCAGUCGACCGAAAUAGAACGCUCUUCGCCGGGCAAUUUUAUACCGGCGGUGGAUGAACGAUUCCGUUCCAUACUGAUGCCGGCGUUGACAUUAUGCGACAGCAUCAUCGACACGCUGGGCAUUAGCAACAAUUCCGCCUCGCUGCAAGUGCUCAAUUUCCUGUUCGCUCACAUUGAGAUGAUUGAGGGCUUGCUGCGCGCCGCAUCGCCAUUCAUGCAAUUGGGCAAUCUCAAGCUUCUGGCAACGAUCACAAAUCUAUUCGCACGCACCACAACCUACGAUGUGUCGGCGAUUGAGAAGUGCUUAAAAAUCCAUCACGAUGUCGAGAUGAACAAUCGCCUCAACCGGCUGCAGCAGUUGAUGAUUGUGGUCUUUGGUCGCUUCACGAUCAAUGAGGAGACUAUGGAUCGCAUGGUCGAGCCGGAGCACAACGAUGAGCCCGAAAUGUCCGAGGAGCAAAAGAGUCAGCAUAUUAAAUACUUCCUAGACAUCACAGCGAAUCUAUCCUUAUUUUGCCGACACGCUGUCACAAGUCAUGUGCGCGACGGCAUCACAUCCAAAUACUUGAUAACCACCAUGAUAAGUGAUGUGACACCACUCUCGGGCAAAUCGGAUUGCAAGAAGCUGACAGCUGUGAUGCAGACCAUAAUGAAUCAGCUGAAGGGCUCGAUUGCCUAUUUCCUGUCACAGAAGUCAAUCGCUGACAAUUUGGUGCAACAGCGCGCCUCACUGCCCAACAUAACAUUUGGUCCGACUGGCAAACAAAACUACUUGGAACUGAGUCAACGUCACUCGGAGAAGAGCAACGAACUAAUGUUAGCUGUUUUCAUAGCUGAACAAAAUUUAUAUUUACUUUGGAUACAUUUGGAUUUCUAUUUCCGCAAUGCAGUCAUCUAUUCGCGCGAAAAUCGUACAUCCAUCAACGAAACCUGUCUAGAUCCCAAUAAUAUGUCCGUGCUGAAUGCCUCGCACGAUGAGAUAGCUGAGCUGAAGCAAAUGCUGAUAUACAAUUUGAAUGAAACAUUUUGUACACAAUUAAUUACCGCCAGCGAAGAGUAUUCAAUGAAAUGUAAAAACUUUAAUACCGCUCUACUGCGUCGUAUUAAGUCGCUCGUUCAAUUCGCACCGGUCGCCUGAUUACUGUCAAUAUGUUUCUUGUUUUCCAUAUUAUCUUAAUAAAAUCAUCGUCAUUAUCUAAA